UUUUUUUUUUACUUUCUUUAAGGGACAUUAAAGCUGGAAAUAUUCUUCUAACAGAACCAGGACAAGUAAAGCUAGCUGAUUUUGGGUCUGCAUCUAUAGUCUCCCCUGCCAAUUCCUUCGUAGGAACACCUUACUGGAUGGCACCAGAGGUGAUCCUUGCUAUGGACGAAGGACAGUACGAUGGAAAGGUGGAUGUUUGGUCUCUUGGGAUCACAUGUAUUGAGUUAGCUGAAAGGAAGCCUCCGCUUUUCAACAUGAAUGCAAUGAGUGCCUUAUAUCACAUAGCCCAGAACGAUUCCCCUACGUUGCAGUCAAACGAAUGGUCAGACUCCUUUAGGGGAUUUGUUGAUUACUGCUUACAGAAAAUACCUCAGGAAAGGCCAUCAUCAGCAGAUCUACUACGGCACGAUUUCGUUCGCCGAGAUCGACCACCGAGAGUCCUCAUAGACCUCAUCCAAAGGACAAAAGAUGCAGUACGAGAACUGGAUAACCUUCAGUACAGGAAAAUGAAGAAAAUCCUUUUCCAAGAGACGCGGAACGGCCCUCUGACUGAGUCUCAAGAGGAGGAGGAGGAUCAUGUAUUUAUAAGGGAUGAGGUGGGCCACAGGGAUCGCAGGCCUGAGGUGCGGCCUACCCAGUCGGUGCAGAAUCAGGCCCUCCACUACCGGAACCGAGAGCGCUUUGCCACGAUCAAAUCAGCAUCUUUGGUUACAAGGCAGAUCCAUGAGCAUGAGCAGGAGAACGAGUUGCGGGAACAGAUGUCAGGAUAUAAGCGGAUGCGGCGCCAGCACCAGAAGCAGCUGAUCGCCCUGGAAAACAAGUUGAAGGCCGAGAUGGACGAGCACCGCCUCAAGCUGCAGAAGGAGGUGGAGACACAUGCCAACAACUCGUCCAUUGAGCUGGAGAAGCUGGCCAAGAAGCAAGUGGCUGUGAUGGAGAAGGAGGCAAAGACAGCUGCAGCAGAUGAAAAGAAAUUCCAGCAACAGAUUUUGGCUCAGCAAAAGAAAGACCUGGCGACCUUUUUAGAAAGUCAGAAGAAACAAUACAAGCUUUGCAAGGAAAAGAUUAAAGAGGAAAUGAACGAGGACCACAGCACACCGAAGAAAGAGAAGCAGGAAAGAAUAUCCAAACACAAAGAGAACCUGCAGCACACACAGGCUGAAGAGGAGGCCCAUCUUCUCAGCCAGCAGAGACUCUACUACGACAAAAACUGCCGUUUCUUCAAGAGAAAAACGAUGAUCAAGAGGCACGAGUUGGAGCAGCAGAACAUUCGGGAAGAGUUGAACAAGAAGCGGACCCAGAAAGAAAUGGAGCACGCCAUGCUGAUCCGGCACGACGAGUCGACGCGUGAGCUGGAAUACAGGCAGCUGCACACGCUGCAGAAGCUGCGAAUGGACCUGAUCCGGCUGCAGCACCAGACUGAGCUUGAGAAUCAGCUGGAAUACAACAAGCGACGAGAGCGGGAGCUGCACAGGAAGCAUUUCAUGGAGCUCCGGCAGCAACCAAAGAACCUGAAGGCUAUGGAAAUGCAGAUCAAAAAGCAGUUCCAGGACACGUGCAAAGUGCAAACUAAGCAGUACAAAGCACUGAAGAAUCACCAGCUGGAAGUAACUCCAAAGAGUGAGCACAAGACAAUUUUGAAGAGUCUGAAGGACGAGCAGACGAGGAAGCUCGCCAUCCUGGCGGAGCAGUACGAGCAGAGCAUCAACGAGAUGAUGGCCUCGCAAGCGCUGCGACUGGACGAGGCCCAAGAAGCGGAAUGCCAAGCCCUGAGACUGCAACUCCAGCAGGAGAUGGAGCUCCUCAACGCGUACCAGAGCAAAAUUAAGAUGCAGACAGAAGCACAGCACGAAAGAGAACUCCAGAAGCUGGAGCAGAGGGUGUCACUGCGCAGGGCACAUCUGGAACAAAAGAUUGAAGAGGAGCUCGCCGCCCUCCAGAAGGAACGCAGCGAGAGGAUCAAGUUUCUGUUGGAAAGGCAGGAGCGAGAGAUUGAAACGUUUGACAUGGAGAGCUUACGAAUGGGCUUUGGGAAUUUGGUCACAUUAGAUUAUCCCAAGGAGGACUAUAGAUGAGACGAAAUUUCUUUGCCAUUUAACAAAAAAAAAAACAGACAAAAUCAAACAAAAUAGGUACAAAACUUGCAAAAGCAACAUUCCCCAUGUUAACGGGCGUGCUCUCUCUCUUUCUGUCUCUCUUACUGACAUCGUGUCGGACUAGUGCCUGUAUAUUCUUACUCCAUCAGGGGUCCCCUUUCCCCCUGUGUCAAGUCCCGGUGCAGGACGGCUCCUGGCGGUCUUUUCCAUAGUAUGUCACAGUAUUGAUGUCUCUGUGCAAUGAUUAAAAAUGUUUCAGUGAAAAACUUUGGAGACGAUUUUAAUGGAGAAAAAAAAGAAAAAAAAAAAAAAAAAAAAACCAAACCCAAGUGGAUGUUUGUUGCUUUGGAGCAAUCACUCAUUUUUCCACCAAUCUCUGAAAGUACAAGCAAAAAAAAAAAAAUAAGUGAUAGAUACAAAACCCAGGGGGAGAGAGACGAAAUCCGCAGCCUUACCUUAACUAGCUGCUGCAUAAUUUUAUUUUAUUUUUAUUUUUUUGGUAUUUAUUCAUCAGGAAUAAUGAAAAUAAUAAUAAGAAAAAAAAAUUUUAUUAAAGAUUGUGAAAAAAAAAAAAAAAAAAAUUUGAUACAUUUUACAGGAAGACAAAAAAAAAAAAAAAGACAAAAAAAAAAACAAACCACCAACCACGGAAUCGUGCUGUACAUAGCAGUGGUGACAUAUUAUUACUUUGGGGGGAGGGGGUGGGCGAAGCCCUGGCGCUUUGUAGGAGCCCCUUGCCAGGCAGGGCAGCCCUCGCUCCUCGGCGUUACUCUUGAUUGUAUCAUAAAUCAUUUUCUGCUGUCGCGGAGAAUGUCGAAUACACUUAGAAACGAGCCCGCGGGAUCCCAGUAGCACAAAUUGGGCUUUGUCAAAUCGUGUAUUUUGUGUAUAGAAGGAAUUUAAGGAGAGCUUUUACUUAUUUUCAUAUUGUAUUUUAACUGUUUCUCUGAUCAGAAAUUUUUUUACUUCUGUCCUCCCCUUUUCCCUCCCCGCCUCCCUUCCGCUUCAGUCCCUGCAGUUCGGCGCUGUCUCUCACACCAUCCCCGCUCCUUUCUUUUCUCUUUCUUUUGGCCCAUCCUAUUGCUUUAUUUUCUGAUGUUUCUGUUCCUCUCCCGAAUCCUCCCCCGGUCUCCCGUGAUUUCGGUCAUAAAUAUCGCAUUACUCACACUUUCAAACUGUGUAUUUUCUUACAAUAAAAAAAAAAAAAAAAAAGAUGGAAAAAAAAAAAAGAAAAAAAAAAGAAAAAAAAAAACCAACAAAACAAACAACAAAAAAAAAAGGCUUUACUUCUUUUGCAUGCACUUUAAAUAAAAAAAAAACGACAAAAAUUUAAAAAAAAAAAGCAACAAAGAAAACAAAACAGCAAAAAAAAAAUCAACAAAACAAAAACGUUUUUCAGGUUCAAAGGAAGAGCAUGAGUAACUGUCAGAGCUUUUAAUUAUAUUUGUAAAUAAAAGUGUUCAUCACAGUG
This is a messenger RNA of Tympanuchus pallidicinctus (lesser prairie-chicken), 3567 nucleotides long. RefSeq names its product TAO kinase 3 (gene TAOK3). NCBI's taxonomy places the organism in Eukaryota, Metazoa, Chordata, Aves, Galliformes, Phasianidae. The transcript has 13 exons. The record is from RefSeq and is a predicted model, not a curated record. Bases 138 to 2075 code for a protein of 645 amino acids. Gene Ontology annotation, molecular function: protein kinase activity; ATP binding. Gene Ontology annotation, biological process: protein phosphorylation; execution phase of apoptosis.